CCCCUGCCGCCUAGGGAAAGGAAUCAGUUGGGCCUCCGGGUGCGUGGCCAUGGCCUUUACGUUGUACUCGCUGCUGCAGGCGGCCCUUCUCUGGAUUAAUGCCAUCGCCGUGCUUCACGAGGAGAGCUUCCUCAAGAACAUUGGCUGGGGAACAGACCAGGGAAUUGGAGGAUUCGGAGAAGAGCCAGGAAUUAAAUCUCAGCUAAUGAACCUUAUUCGAUCUGUAAGAACCGUGAUGAGAGUGCCAUUGAUAAUAGUAAACUCAAUUGCAAUUGUAUUACUUUUACUAUUUGGGUGAAGAUCAGUGGGGGAAAUGGAGACUCCGAAGAAGAGCUGUCAGCAGAAGUUAUUACUUCAGUCUUUGUUGAAGUAUACAUAUCUUAGCUGGCUGUCCUUGGACUUGACAAAAAUGUAAACCUGACAAUAAAACCAGAGUCUCUAUUUAUCUGAUUAUUUAAACUGUUGCACUUACAGUUUUAUUGUAAAAAGAUCAGAUCAUCAGAGGCCAUAACUAUCGAGGAUUGGAAUACAUUUGAUUGCUGACUGCUGAUAAAAGUUCAUGCUAUGGAAAAGAUUGUUAAAAGGGUGCAGGAAUGUCACUUCUGUGUUUUUAGAGAUUUCUCUCUUUGACUUCUCAGGGAUGAAUUUUUUUUUCAAAGUUCUUGUAACUUAGUUAUGAUGUGAGAACGAUUAUCCUCCUAGAUAAAAUUUAAAGGAUUUUUAAAAUGUAAAAUAUUAGGUAAUUUGGAUUGUUUUAUCUUGAACUCGUUGGUUAAGUAUUUUGUCUGUAUACUGUCUCAGCUAUGAAAAAUUCAAAUACAUAGUAACUAUUGAGGAGCAAUACUCUGAUUUCUGGGAGAGUUCUAAUUUUGUUAAGUCGGAUAGU
Cervus elaphus (red deer) is the source of this 886-nucleotide messenger RNA. Its product is annotated as immediate early response 3-interacting protein 1-like. Lineage: Eukaryota; Metazoa; Chordata; Mammalia; Artiodactyla; Cervidae. The transcript has a single exon. Gene Ontology annotation, biological process: endoplasmic reticulum to Golgi vesicle-mediated transport. The coding region runs from base 50 to 298 and encodes 82 amino acids. Gene Ontology annotation, cellular component: endoplasmic reticulum membrane; COPII-coated ER to Golgi transport vesicle; Golgi membrane. The record is from RefSeq and is a predicted model, not a curated record.